AUGGCGUCCUUGAAUACCACUCAUACCACUACCAGCAUCACCCACGAGCGCGAAGAACCCGCUACCAUGUCCGAAAUGUCCGCAUCCAUCGUGGCCGCCCCCGAGUAUCCUCCUACCCCCCUCGCCGACCGCUUCAACGUCUACGUGACCAUCAUCCAGCCAACCCGGGCCUGUACCCCCAACCUGAUGCUCAUCUUCGACCAGCAGCCCGCCGCACGCCGGGGCACAACCGUUUGGUACAUCAGACCCCAGCGCGCUGCCAGCGGAUUGCCCAUGGUCCCGUCCCGCUUUGAGAUGGUCGGCGAACGGCUCAAAGAGAGCUCUCGAAUCAACCCGAAGGUCUUUCUCGGCUCGUUCCCUCGUCAGGAACGCACCCUCGCGCAGGAAUGGGCCCCUGUGAUCGUGUCCCGCAUUGUCGACGAGGGUUAUCUUGUCACCGAGCACCCUGCUUGGGUUGCCCGGCAGGGUAUCCAGCAGAUUGCGUCGCAGCUGCAGCCUUUCUUCAACCCGCUUUGGCCUGGCAGACUGGCUGCUCUCGAACUUGAUGGGUUUGAGAUACCCAAGCGGGCUUGA
Aspergillus mulundensis is the source of this 573-nucleotide messenger RNA. RefSeq lists its product as uncharacterized. The record is from RefSeq and is a predicted model, not a curated record. Lineage: Eukaryota; Fungi; Ascomycota; Eurotiomycetes; Eurotiales; Aspergillaceae. The transcript has a single exon. Bases 1 to 573 code for a protein of 190 amino acids.